Molecule: messenger RNA, 1780 nt
Organism: Wasmannia auropunctata (little fire ant)
Lineage: Eukaryota; Metazoa; Arthropoda; Insecta; Hymenoptera; Formicidae
Product: cytochrome b561-like
Exons: 6
Coding region: 349-1092 (247 amino acids)
Molecular function (GO): oxidoreductase activity
Source: RefSeq, a predicted model, not a curated record
GACUAAAAUCUUAAUUCCGCUACAAACAGUAAAUAAAUGAUUGGUAUGCAGAAGAUCGAGUAUGUGACGAUGGAAUUACAAUUUAAUUCAUUUUGAUAUGUAUUUUACAAGGAUAUGUAUUUGACAAAGAUUUAAUUAUUUGCAAGAAGUAGAAAAAGAAUAAGUUUCAUCGAGAUUAUCGGUCACUUAUAUGUCUAUGGGUUCACCAAUCCCGCAAUCUGCCGAUUUACUUUGUCAUCAGAAUUGCCAAUAGCAAGAUUUCAAAAAUCACUGGUUUGCAGCCAGCCUCGCUUUCGAAACGUCGCUGCUCCACCUGCGCCGUGGCGUAUUGUGUACGAAACUGCAGAUAUGGAGCAAAUAAGAGAGUCGCCCCAAACGCACUCUUACUCUCUUGAAGGCUUCGUUCCGCUUCUCAGUCUCACUGAGGCAUGCGGCGCGCUUCUUAUAGUCUUGGUGGCUGUGUGGACGGGUUACUAUAGAAACGGUUUCUCAUGGAGAUCUAUUCCUGAGCUCGAAUUUAACUGGCAUCCUCUAUUAAUGAUUAUAGGGCUCGUAUUCUUAUAUGCCAAUGCUAUGCUCCUCUACAGGACGCAAAGGAAUGUUCGCAAACGGCGACUAAAGUUAAUUCACGCAGGAAUGAUGUUGUUUAUUGUGUUGUUAACAGUGAUCGCUUUAGUGGCCGUUUUUGACUUCCACAAUCUAGCUGAUCCAGCUAUACCGAAUAUGUAUUCCCUGCACAGCUGGGUCGGAUUGACCACCGUGAUAUUAUUCUGUUGUCAGUGGGCUGCUGGAUGUGUCUCGUUCCUCUUUCCCGGGUUGCAGGCUCCAUUACGGGCUUCUUACAUGCCAAUGCACGUAUAUUUCGGCAUUGCAGCCUUCGUAUGCGCGAUUGCCUCGUGCUUGUUGGGACUCAAUGAAAAAGCGAUCUUCGUAUUAAAGGAUAGGUAUUCAGCAUUCGUGAGCGAGGGAAUGCUGAUAAACUUCAUAGGAUUGCUGCUCAUAUCGUUUGGAGGCUUGUCCGUAUACUUGGUUACGCAGGAACGUUACCGGCGUAUACCGAGACCCGAGGAUGAAGUCCUGUUAUCCGGCUAAUGUAUAAAUUGUGAUGCGUAUUGCCAGAUUCGUUCGUCGAUGUAAGAAUAUUGCUGUUCCAAACUCUACUUAAUAAGUAUUUACUUGAUAAGUAUUUACUACAGGUUUCUUAUUGUAAAUCUUGUGUUAACUUUAUGAAUAAGGCUGAUCCAAUUGAUUGAAGCACAUGUGCAAAAGAAGUAAGAAAAAAUAGCCGUGUUUCAAUAGCCUGACAAAGCUGCUCGCCGAGCGAUGGAAUGUGAUUUAUUGGAUAUAUAAAUAAGAAAUAAUAAGAACUAAAUGUUCAAUCGUUCAUAUUCAAUCGCUGUUACAGGCUAGCUGCUUUGUCUGGUUUGAACACACAAUGUUUAAUCAAUAUUUAAUUGAUUUUUAUUAUUAUAUUCUAGUCUCAAUGUAGUAUUUUUUAUUGGUUUUUUUAUAUUUUCUUAACAGAUAAAAAAUAUAUAUAUCUAUGUUUACAAGUUAAUAUUUAUAUGGUAGUUCACACAGAGAAACAGUCAGUUUUCUGGGAACUAUGGGUGCUACGUACACAGGAUAUACAUUACAUAUAAUUAUGUUACGCACAUGCGCGCGCAAAGAUACGUAUAUUUUGUAAUUUAUAUUUUUAAAUAAUUCAAUUGAUAAUUUGUAAAUGUAAUAUACAUAUCUAAAUGUAAUACAUCAAUAUAUGAGAUCUCAUCAUAAGAGC